This is a messenger RNA of Mobula hypostoma (lesser devil ray), 10795 nucleotides long. It is a transcript of the gene slc10a3, whose product is annotated as solute carrier family 10 member 3. Gene Ontology annotation, biological process: bile acid and bile salt transport. The transcript is spliced from 2 exons. Gene Ontology annotation, molecular function: bile acid:sodium symporter activity. Gene Ontology annotation, cellular component: membrane. Lineage: Eukaryota; Metazoa; Chordata; Chondrichthyes; Myliobatiformes; Myliobatidae. Bases 5959 to 7341 code for a protein of 460 amino acids. The record is from RefSeq and is a predicted model, not a curated record.
UUUUCAUUCAUCCCUUAGGAAUUUGAGUGAUAUAAAUAGCAUUGUCUCUCUCAACCACAUUUUGGAUUUGACAAAAUUGAAAAAGUAAAAUAUAUUGUAUAUGUAUUACAAUGUCCUUUUAAUAUUCAGUGUUUGAACCAGUUUAUGAUUCAUAAAUGCUUGAAUGCAAAUGUGAUCAUCAAUAUUUUAUACAGACUAAGAAGGAACAUAGCUUCACUCAGCAGCACACAGAAGCAGGGAACUUUACAGCUAAUUUACAGUUUUCUGGUGGUUAAGUUUAACAACACUAAAAAUCACCCUGUAGCCUAUGGCUACCGUCCACGAAGUCAACUUAAUCUUUGUGUCACCUGUGAACUUACUGAUCACCUCAGUUAUUGUUGAAGCAACAUUGCUAAUGGUUUGUCUCCUAAAACACAUGAAAACUUCUACAGAUGUACCAUGGGGAGCAUUCUGACUGGCUGCAAUACUGUCUGGUAUGGCGGGGGGGAGGCUACUGCACAGGAUCAAAAUAGGCUCCAGAGUUGUAAAAUUAGUCAGCUCCAUCACGGGUACCAGCCUCCAAGACACCUUCAAGGAGCGGCGUCUCAGAAAGACGAUGUCCAUCAUUAAGGACCCCCAUCACUCAGGACAUGCCCUCUUCUCAUUGUUACUGUCAGGAAUGUUCAAUGCCUCAAGGAUCUGUGAUUUUUUUUGUGAGAAUGAAGUAAUGGUCUUUUGGAGGUCACCUGAUGUAAUUUUCCCACCGGUGAGGUCACGUGACGACAUGUGCACCACAGGUAUAUAAGGGUAGACUCCAGAUGACGCAGUGAGUUUUUAGUUUGUAGAUUUCCAGGUAGAACGUGCUGUGUCUCCGUUUCUGUUGCGUGUUUGUUUUUGUGACGCAGUUUCAUUUUUGAAACGGUUGUGUGUUCUGUUGCAAGAUACAAUGUUAUUGGACUGGAAAUUUUUGGCUAGAUGUGCUGAUUUACCCUAUUCCAGCAGUAGAAGGGAGAGUGAAGACUUUAUCGUAGUACAGGAUCGAAGGAUUGAGAGGAGUCGGCAUCGUUUGGCAGUUUAACAAAGGAUCAACCUUAUUGAGUCUUCGUUGAAGGAGUAGCGACCUGCAUCGGAGAUAACUCUUGCCAAAAGAGAAAAGAGCUCAUGCAAAGGAAGGAGGUACAAAAGCCUGAAGGCACACACUCAACAAUUCAGGAACAGCUUCUUUUCCUCUGCCAUCCGAUUUCUAAAUUGACAUUGAACCCAUGGACACUACCUCACUAUUUUGUUUAAAUUUCUGUUUUGCACUACUUAUCUUAAUUUAACUAUUUAAUAUGCAUAUACACUUACUGUAAUUAAGUUUUUUCUGUACUUAUCAUAUAUUACAUUGACUGCUGCCACAAAGUUAACAAAUUUUAUGAUAUAUGGCAAAGAUAGUAAACCUGAUUUUGAUUCCAAAGCUUCCUUUAUUCAUUAUCACAUUGUAACAGUAUCUCUACAUUGUGAUAGUACUACACAUCAAAACCACUUCUGAAAGGCACUAAAGUAUAUUAUAAGACCAUAGACAUAAAUGCAAAAGUAGGCCAUUUGGCCCAUCGAGUCUGCUCUCCCAUUCAAACAUAGCUGAUCCUUUUAUCCCCUUCUCAGCCCCACUUCCAGCCUUCUCGUAACCUUUGAUGCUGUGUCUAAUCAAGAAGCUAUCAAGCUCUACCUUAAAUACACCCAAUGACCUGGCCUCCAUAGCUGCCCGUGGUAAUAAAUUCCACAGAAUCACCACUCUCCAGCUAAAAAAAUUUCUCCACAUCUUUGUUUUAAAUGGACACUCCUCAAUCCUGAGGCUAUGCCCUCUUGCCCUAGACUCCCCCACCUUGGGAAACAUCCUUUCCACAUCUACUCAUUCUAGGUUUUUCAACAUUCGAAAGGUUUCAAUGAGAUCCCCCAUCAUCCUUCUAAAUUCCAGUGAGUACAGACCCAGAGCUAUUAAACAUUCCUCACAAGAUAACCCCUUCAUUCCCAGAAUCAUCCUUCUGAACCCACUCCAAUGCCAGUACAUCUUUUCUUGGAUGAGGAGCCCAAAACUGUCCACAACACUCAAGUUGAGGCCUCACUAGCACCUUAUAAAGCCUCAGCAUCACAUCCUUGCUCUUAUAUAACCAUAUAACAAUUACAGCACGGAAACAGGCCAUCUCGGCCCCUCUAGUCCGUGCCAAACGCUUACUCUCACCUAGUCCAACCGACCUGCACUCAGCCCAUAACCCUCCAUUCCUUUCUUUUCCAUAUAACUGUCCAAUUUAACUUUAAACAACAACAUCGAACCUGCCUCAACCACUUCUGCUGGAAGCUCGUUCCACACAGCUACCACUCUCUGAGUAAAGAAGUUCCCCCUCAUUUUACCCCUAAACUUUUGCCCUUUAACUCUCAACUCAUGUCCUCUUGUUUGAAUCUCCCUCACCCUCAAUGGAAAAAGCCUAUCCACGUCAACUCUAUCUAUCACCCUCAUAAUUUUAAAUACCUCUAUCAAGUCCCCCAUCAACCUUCUACAUUCCAAAGAAUAAAGACCCAACUUGUUCAACCUUUUUCUGUAACUUAAGUGAUGAAACCCAGGUAACAUUCUCAUAAAUACUCCAAAUUUGGCCUCACCAAUGCCUUGUACAAUUUUAACAUUACAUCCCAACUCGUAUACUUAAUGGUCUGAUUUAUAAAGGCCAGCAUACCAAAAGCUUUCUUCACCACCCUAUCCACAUGAGAUUCCACCUUCUGGGAACUAUGCACCAUUAUUCCUAGAUCCCUCUGUUCUACUGCAUUCUUCAAUGCCCUACCAUUUACCAUGUAUGUCCUAUUUUGAUUAGUCCUACCAAAAUGUAGCACCUCACAUUUAUCAGCAUUAAACUCCAUCUGCCAUCUUUCAGCCCACUCUUCUAACUGGCCUAAGUCUCUCUGCAAGCUUUGAAAACCUACUUCAUUAUCCACAACUCCACCUAUCUUAGUAUCAUCAGCAUACUUACUCAUCCAAUUUACCACCCCAUCAUCCAGAUCAUUAAUGUAUAUGACAAACAACAUUGGACCCAAUACAGAUCCCUGAAGCACACCACCAGCCUCCAAUCUGACAAACAGUUAUCCACCACCACUCUCUUAUAUUCCAGACCUCUUGAAAUGAAUGCUAACAUUGGACUUGCCUUCCUCACCACUGGCCCUACCUGCAAGUUAACCUUAUCUAGAAAUUCAUCUCUAGUUAAUAAUGAUAAAUUGAAGUCAAUAGAAUUAACUUUCAGAAGCAGAGUAAAACCUGCAGCCACUAUCACGUACUGCAUGUAGCAGUAUUGACAGAGGAGGAAUAUCAGAGUAUUUGUCACUCAUUGGCAGUCUGUUCACUCCUGAGUUAGAAAGUUAUUGGAUUGAGCUCUAUUCCAGGUGAUGCCUACAAGUAAAGAUGAGAAUUUAAAAUUUAAACUCUUGUACAUUGACAUUAAAUCAGUUUUUCACAUUCAGUAGGAACAAAAUCCUCAGAUGUAAGGCAUGAAUAGGAAGGACAAUACUUUCAAACUAUGACAAUAUCUUACAAUUCUGGAUGAUAUCUAAAAGGUACUUGCAGUUAAUGUGAGUAGAGAGGUGACAACCUAUGCCCUUUUGCAUCUUGUUAAACUUCUUGGUGGUGAGUUACGGUUUAGUCUGAGAAAUUUGCCUGAAGUAAAAUUAUUGAGGGUGUAGAUUGUUUGAUGUGAAGCUAUCAUGAAAAAUUUCUCAAAACUUAUUCAACUCACUCACAUAAAAUCAAUCCUCAUCUGCAGCCUAGUCCAUUAUAUUUUGCUGAAUAUAGGAAUGGAUACAGAAGAUACAGUGGUUGUUCAUAAAUAGAAAGAGCUGGACUUGUAACUGUGGAAAGGUAAUACAGAUAGGGGAGAGUAAUAGGAAUACUGGACAACACAACUUCUGCUUUCUAUGCUAGUGGUGCUGAGCUAACUUUUUCAAUAAAUAAGGUUAGCAUCAGGAUACAGAUCAACAUACUGCGUUCUAUAUAUGGGUGCCUUUCCAGCUUGAACUGGCAGUAGUUAGAAUCCUCUGAAUCUGAAUGAAAAGUAGGGUUGUUUUAGAGGAAUAGUAAGACAACAUUUUAAUUUUAGAUUUCCGUUUAUUAUAAAUAUUUAUAAUUUAUACUUUGAUCCCUUACUAGUUGGUCAUCUGACUAUGGCUACGGCAAAAUACAAUUUAAAUACUGGAAUGCUAUCUAGAGAUCUGGAUCACUAACCCAGAACCAUGAGUUCAAAUUGCUUGGGGAAUUCAUUUCAAAUAAUUACAUAAAAUUGGAACUGAGUGAUGAAACUAUCUGUGGGUACAACACCUUGCAGAACUAUUAAAGCCACUGUCUCACAGCACCAGAGUCCCUGCUCCAGGUCGUCAGGUGCUACCCUGUGGAGUUUAAAAAUUCUCCCUGUGACAGUAUAUACUUCCUUUAGGAGUUCCAUAAACAAUCCAGAGGUCAUCCAAAUCAGUCACAAGCCUUUACUCUCAGUUGCACAACGCUCUAAGAUAUCCGAUCUCACUUCUUGAGUUAAUGGCAGUCGUCUCAACUUUCAAGUCUCUAAGCACUGCAAUUCUCUAACAAGAUCACUUUAUCUCUCCUCCUUUACAAUAAUAAUUGAAACCAUAUUAUCCAUGCUCUCAGUUAGCCUGGUGUCAAAUCCUAUGAAAUGCCUUGGGAUGUUUUACCAAGAUGAGGACCUAUAUUAAUACAAAUUAUUCUCACUGGCCAUUCAAUUGGAACGCCUUCGGCUAAAGAACGGCCGUUAAACGUGUACAUAGAAAGUUCCAUAUGCUGCGUCAUGAGCUAAUAUUUCAAGCUGAAGUGGGGAAAAUAGACCCUACCCCAGAUUCCGAUUCCAAACUUAGCUUAAAAGGACCAUUAUAAAUGGCAAAAGGUAGCCCUCCAUGCCAUCUGUCUGGGCUGAAAUCAUACGCACUAUAUCAUGGUGGAAGGGGGAAAGAAGUGAAAAUAGGCCAAGCUGGGAAAUGCCAGGCACGUCACUUUGGUGAAAGCUGGCAGCCUGUCGGGAAAAUUGCAGCCGAAAUAGGAAACAAGUCUCCAGUCCGCUGGAGGAGGACUCUCCUCACGUUCAUUGGUAAUCCACAUCAAAUAAACAAUUUACAUUGGGAAUCCAAAAUGCCUUUUGAGGUAUGAAUAGGGAUUCGAUUAUGCCGUCAACAUCUUAGUUUGUGUUUAUCUCAAAGUUGUCACAAAUGCAGCACAACAUUUUAAAAAAAUCCCUAAAUAGAAUUCCUGACUGUUGCUCUGCCGGCAGCAUGAAAUAUAAUGGCAAUGAGUCGGCUGAAUUAUAAAGAACCCAUUCAAAGUCUCCACGGAGACGAAGCGUGACCAAGGUCGUACCACAGAAUGCACUGAAAGACUGCGAGAGAGGCGUAGUGUUUAAAAAUAAUAAACCGGAAAAAAUUGAGUCCGGAAACAUCGGCUGCAGAUGCAUUUGAAAGGCUUUGACCUAAUUGGGCUGUACUGCCCAUGCAGUUGAUAGGCGGCGACUGAGGAUGGCAGGAAGAGGGAUGCAGUGAACGGUGCGAGGCGGCGCGGCUGGUAAACGGAGUAAAACCCCCCCUCACUGAGGGAAGGGCGUCUUUCAAAUCUGCUUCCAAACCAUCAGUUCCCGGGCUGACGUCAGGAGUGGUGAAAAGGGAGAGUGGCUAGCGUUGCCUCCGUCGCCGCUAGUCGACCAACACACACUGACGGCGUUAUUUUGAGCUGUGCCGGAAGGAAGGAGGUGGGAACUCCCGAGAUCUUGUCUGAUUUACUGCGGACUCCCAGCCAUGGCCGGGCUGCGAAUCCCCUGCGCUGGUGCUGAUUCGGCGGGCUGAGCCUCCUGCAGGUAAACGUAGGGGCACGAAGAAGUGCGGGGUAACUGCAGUUUGUGUGUGUCCCUUGCCUUUCCGCUUCCUCCUUUCCACUGAAUUGACGCAGUAAAAAGUUGUUGCGGAAUGGUUGAUGUCUCGAAGUUGUGGACAGCCGGCAUGAAGAAGGCGCUGCUGGUUGUGGCAUUCAUCGGCGGGGUCUACUGCUUGUCGGACUCGAACCAGAGCCAUACCACCCCGGCGCCCUACUACGUAAACAUCGGCGACGGCACUUCGACUCAAUUCGACUUUCCCGAAAACACCGACGGUAUUAUUGUGGUUUCCAGCCGGUAUCGAGCGGCCACGGAAAAGGGCUGUACUAGACUGAUAGUUGAGUCUCUGGAUCCGGAUGUCCUCAAAAUAAUCAACGUUACCGACGCCGAAACCAUUGGCUUGGUGAAAAGUUACAUCGUCAGCAUUAAAUCCCGACUGGCCGGCACCGCACCACUCUUAAUCAGACUAUUGGAUGUCGCCAGGGUUAAGCCAUUCACCGUGGAAGAGCGAAAAGAUUACAUCAUUAAAGUAUCGCCUACUGAUGAUGUUUUAAGUUACAACGGACUGGCGCAUUUCUCUCAAAACCCUGUCCUUUAUUUUCUUUUGCCGUUGAUAUUUAUUAACAAAUGCGCUUUUGGUUGUAAGGUGGAGAUAGCGGUACUUCGAGGUAUUCUGAAGCAGCCACAUCCUGUUAUUCUAGGGGUGAUAGGGCAGUUUGUUGUUAUGCCCUUGUAUGGAUAUAUUAUGUCCAGGAUCUUCUCCCUGCCCAAAGCCCUUUCCCUUGGGCUGGCAAUUACCUGCUCUGCCCCAGGAGGGGGAGGAGGUUACCUCUACAGUCUUCUUCUCGGAGGGGAUGUUACCCUUGCGAUUUCCAUGACCUUGAUCUCCACUCUGGUUGCCACUGGUAUGAUGCCACUUUCAUCCACUAUCUAUAGCCACAUUCUCAAUGUUCAUGAAACACUCCACGUGCCAUUUACCAAGAUUUUGGUGACAUUACUGUUUAUAGCUAUUCCCAUUUCAACAGGAAUGUUAAUCAAGUAUAAAUUGCCACGGGUCAGUAAGUUCUUGCUUUUGUUCAUUCGACCCCUCAGUUUUAUAUUGAUCAUUGGGGGACUCUUCAUGGCCUAUCAAAUGGGAGCUGCCAUACUUUAUAAUGUGCGCAAAGAAAUAAUUCUUGCUGGAGUUGCUGUUCCUAUCUUUGGACUGUUCAUUGGAUAUCUUAUGGCCUAUUGUUUGAAAUUACCUGUGCCUGUGUGCAAAACAGUCAGUAUAGAAAUUGGAGUCCAAAAUAGUCUGCUAGCUCUUGCUGUGCUCCAGUUGUCCUUCCGCCGCAUUGAAGCAGAUUUUGCCUCACAGGCUCCUUUCAUAGUGGCCCUGAGUAGCACUUCGGAAAUGCUGCUGCUUGUGAUUGUUCAUUUCAUAUACAAAAGUCUCAGGGCCAGCCCCGUCUCUGAAGAAAAUGGCUUUAAAUCUUAAACUUUCUGGAUUGGUUCCAUUAAAGCAAAAUUAUUGCACUGCAAAUGUAUUUGAAAUAUUUUUCUACUGACACAUUUUCUAAAAUGAAAGUAUAUAGCUACUGCAGUAAAUUGAUAUGUUUACAUGGCAUUCUGAAAUGAGCCACUUCCAUGUUUUUGUUGUAAGCACAAAAAGUCUGUAUUUGGAAAACUGCUGUUUAAAAAUAGAAACUCUGGUAUAAUCUAGUAUCUAAUUUCAGUUGAAAUGACAACUGUAAGAUUUUGUUGCUUUAGGAAAGUCUUAAAUAAUUUUAAAUUAUAUUGCUUUAAAAUAGCUGUGACAAUUUCUUUUUAGGCAACAGUUUGUGCUAUGUGCAAUGACAGUUCUUGUCCCCUGUCAAUAUGAGAUGUCAAAGGCACGCAGUAUUCAAGAGAUUGCCACAGGGAUAAUGAGAAUUCUAUGAUUUUAGUAUUGUCUAGAAUGGUACUUGUCGGUGUUUUCUGCUUUGGUAAUUGGCAACAUUCUCUGAAACGUGUAAACAUAUUCCUCAAGUUGGACUGAAUAAGUUUUCCAGUGAUCAAAUUCUCAAUGGUGGGAGUGAGUAGGAUUCCUUGCUCAGGAUCUGCAUCAUUGGACAUUUUUUUUGCAAAAUGUUAGUUGUCAAUUUGUGUAUCCAGCACUAACUAAUACUUGUCUCUUUGGCAGUAUCAAUAAGAAUGCACCCUUUAUAAUUUGCACUCCUGAGCUUUAAUUUGCACUGUGCUAUUUAAACAAUAUCUUUAAUUUUUCUUCUGAAGAAAAUUUUCCCACUUCAUCCCACCUUCUUUAUUGACAGCCUCCCAAUCCCAUGUUUCUAGGCAUUAUUUCAAGAGUUGGCAAUUGUGAUGGGUAUUAAGCAGCUCGAUUUUAUUCUGCACACCUCUAUCAAGUCCAAUCAUAUCCUUGCACGAGAGCGUCCCAAUAAAACUCACUGAAUGCACAGGACUCCUUCAUCACUUCUACCUAAGCACUUCUCAUGAGCCCAAGAGUUUGGAAACUAGUUGUCAUUGCCGCCGCCACUACUGAGAUCAGCUACCUUGCCAAAGACUACAAGGGAAGUUACAUAUCUUUAACUUGAAAAGUUACAAUUAGAAAUUUUCUUUAAGUUUAGUUCUGCAUUCAAACAAAACAAUUUUAAAAAAUGGAUUUUAUAUUUGGGAAUAGAAUUGUAAUGAUUCAGUAACUGCUGUCAGGUUAACUCAUGCAGUCCAUUUGAUAUUGAUUUAAUUAGCUAGCAAUUUGUCAUAAAUGUUCAGAUUGUUACGUGGUUGUAGAGAUGUUGAAAAAAUUGCUUUUGAUUUUUUUUGUGGGGAAACAAAGUAUUUUGAAAUGGAAGAAAAAUCUUAAACACCAGGUACAUUAUGCAAAUGCACUUUUACCAUUUAUAGGAAGAAUUACACCUAUUCCAGAUAGUCUAAUUUGGGUUUUUUCAGUAUCCUUUCUCUGCUGAAGACAGCUUUAAAUAGAUUGCAAUGAUUUCUUUUCAGCUGGUAUUUCAUUAUGAAAACUGCAAUUCAUAAUCUAUUUUAUUUUGUGUACUCUGCAGUUGCCAUGUUCAUACAUUGUUACUUAAGUAAUUGUGCUGAGAAACAAGUCUUCUAUUCCUUGCAUACAGUAUUGUAUAUGUUACAAAAACAUGAUGAAAUACAUCUGGAAUAUUAUAAAGAUAUGCCAGCUACUUUUGAAAUUUCAAGAUGAAAUGAAAAAUAUUCUGUGGAUGCCUGAGUAAACAUAAGAUAAACUAAAGGUAAUUGGCAAAAGAAUCAAACGAUGCGAAAGGAGCUUUAAAUCAUCACGAUAUGGAGCAAAUUUCAUAAGAGCAUUCAGUGUAAAUCAUGUAACUUCCAAUAACUUGAGGAAAAAUUUAAUUGGCUAUGGGAAAAGAAAUGGAAAUCAUACAUUUUUUUAAAGAAACUGACAAAGGCAUAAUGGUCUGAUUGUUCUCUUGUUCUUUGUGUCAGUCUAAUUUGGUUUAUUAGUAAAAUAACUGAAUUUUCCUCAAUCUAGGUAUAAAUGCCUUAAGAACAUUUCAUUUGCCAAGAAUGUUCUUACUUUUAGUGUGAAAACCUAUAACAGAAUACAUUGAAGCAAAUUCUGUGUACUCAGUUUGCUGGCAAUGAGUUUACAUAAUAGAUGAGCAGAGUUGGCAGAUAAAAUGGGUUGCUGGAAAAAAGUUACUGUACAAUUAACUAUCAAGUUGCUCUGCAGUAUCUCAUUGUAUGCUUUUUACUGUUUAGAGGGAUCAAUAAUUAAAGUAGGUUUCAUACAUAGAAGUCAUCGUAUUUCUAUAUUUUGUGGGUCAUUGCAAUUCAGCCAACAAAGACAAAACCCCCUUCAUUUUAUUGAACUACACGAAGGCUUUUCUCCUCUGCAAAGGGUGGUAGAGGUUGAUACAAUUUACUAAAGCAGUUUAAGAAGAACUGCAGAAACACUUUUGCCAUGAGUACAGUGUUUGUUGCCCAACAUUCAACAUUCUUUCUCAUUUACUGGAGACCUUUAGCAUGAGGGACUUAAUUUACCCAGUGGUUUUGAUAAUCUCAUUUUGAAUAUGCUAUUUCCAGUCAAUCUUGAAUCAUUUAACAAAAUAAUAUUAGUGAAAUUGCUAAUAUUUUCUACAAAUCAGUAUAAUUUAACAACUAAAUUCAUUAGUAUUGCCACACAAAAGUCAAUCCAUUCAGUUGUUUCAUUCUGUUUUCAUUCAAAAAUAUGUUGCCUUUCACUGUACUUAAUUUGGAAAGAAACAUUGAAAUUGGCAUUUUUAAAAUGAGUACAUUUUUUGUAUAUUAGCAGUAAAUAAAACUCAGUAUUAACUGAGUUGUGGGUGGGGAAAAUACUGUUUGCCACAUCAACAAUUUUUGGGGGGUUUUACCUUUUUUUUGGUAUUCUGCGUCACAACUUCCUGCAAUAACAAUUUCCAUUGCUCUCCAGAUUGGAGCAUACCAUUCACUCAUUUCUUAAUGUGCAGGGUGGAAAAUGUAAUUCUUUAUUAUAAUUUUUUUUGUAUAUUGUGCUUUCUGCCUUGCCUUGACCAAUUCAAUAGCUUUAAAGAAUAUUGCUUGAGGGAAGAGUGGUUGACAGGACAUCUGAAAUUCUCUGUGUGUCUGUCCAAGUAGUAGCAGAUCUUUUUAAUAUAAUUAUUAACAUGACAUGCCAGUUAUAACAGCAGAUGCUGUAAAUUCUGACAUUUCAAAAUAAAAUCAGGAAAUGCUGAAAACACUGAUCAAACUUCUGUCCGCAGAAGCUACCUGACUUGCUGAAUAUUUUCAACAUUUCCUGAUUCAUAAUGCAAAUAAUUUUACUAAGAUGAAGGCUCAUGGGAAGUAUGCCCCAAAUAACAUUGUGUAUUGAUUUAUGGGUUUUUUUUUUUGCUGAGAAGAUUGAAUCCAUUACCUUCUAGAAUCAAACUGUUCAAAUAAAUAAAAGCCUUUGCUUUUGA